CCGGCACCGAGGAUAGAGGUUUAGAACAUUCUGACCAUUCGUUGUUCAAGAAGUCUCGAGCCGUCAAGGUGGUUUUCGAAAUUAAAGCUACGGUGAUGGCCAGUAUCAGCAAAGCUGCCAGGGCUGACUCUCUGUUAGAUGAUUACAGCAUACAUCUAGACCCAUGAGACUCGUCCUUUUGUUGCUGCGGCAUCCGCUGCGCACCAUCAUCUUCUCUCACUCAUUCCUGGCCCAAGUCUUGCUGGCUCUGCUGAAACGAGUCUUGCUCCCACACUUUCCUCAGUACCAGUCUUUGCGACUGCAGGUCCAACGGGCAUACCAGGCAGCUGCUGCGCUGACCUUUCCAGACCUCACACAUCGACUCCCAGUCACCAACCUCAGCCUCAAACGGGCUCGCAAAUUGGACGAUGCCGUCCCUGCUUACCUGAUCCCGGGAGCUCGACUUCUGUCCGAGUUUCACCUAGCCCCAAAGGGUCGACAAGCGUCCGUAGUUCUCUAUGCUCACGGCGGUGGAUAUGCCCGAGGCGAGGCCAGGAUGUAUGUCAAUUACAUGGAGCGAUGGAUACGAGAAGCCGCUAAAGCCAACCUUGACCUGGUUUUUGUGAGUGUCGAGUAUCCAUUAUCGACUAGUCAGCGUCAUCCAGCGCAGAAGAAUGCCUUCAUUCAGACAUACAAAUACCUCCUCGAGCAUGAUAUCAGACCGGAGAAUAUUGUUUUUAUGGGAGACUCGGCUGGAGGUGGAUUGAGUAUUCUUGCUGGCCUCGAACUCCAUCAACUGCAACUACCACAACCAGCAGCGACUAUUCUCAUCUCGCCCUGGAUUGACAUGUGUCUCAGAGCCUACGAAGGAGGAAAUGCCGCCGUCGAGAGCGACUACUUUUUGAUGGCCAACACCGCCGUCCCCAGCCUCGUCAAGCUGUUCAUCGGCGACAACCCACCAGAUUCACCAGACGUCAACCCACUACACUCGACCUCGGAACAAAUCAGUCGCCUCAGCCCACAGUUAAUCUUCACCGGCGCCGCCGAGUUUGCGCGCUACGAUUCGGAAAAAUGGGCUGAGUUGUGCCGUGAGGCCCAGGUCAAAUGCAACAUGACGAUAGAAUGGGGCCAGAUGCAUAUCUAUGCGGUCGGCUCAAAGUUCGUCGACCCGACUGUCCGGAUCAAGACUGACAAUAUGAUCAUCGACUGGAUCAAACAGCACGUGCCUUAGAUUGGUCCUUGACUAGGGACAUAGAUG
Molecule: messenger RNA, 1237 nt
Organism: Exophiala mesophila
Lineage: Eukaryota; Fungi; Ascomycota; Eurotiomycetes; Chaetothyriales; Herpotrichiellaceae
Exons: 3
Coding region: 164-1210 (348 amino acids)
Molecular function (GO): hydrolase activity
Source: RefSeq, a predicted model, not a curated record